This is a messenger RNA of Humulus lupulus (European hop), 724 nucleotides long. RefSeq lists its product as uncharacterized. Gene Ontology annotation, molecular function: calcium ion binding. The transcript has a single exon. Lineage: Eukaryota; Viridiplantae; Streptophyta; Magnoliopsida; Rosales; Cannabaceae. The record is from RefSeq and is a predicted model, not a curated record. Bases 87 to 500 code for a protein of 137 amino acids.
CUAAAACCAAAACAAACACUAGUUUCCUUUCCUGCUUCACUUUUAGUUCUUAAUUGGUACAAUACACCAACCGCAAUAACAGAAAAAUGAGUGUAGAAGUAUUGGAUGCCACCACCAUUGUCAACUUUGUGGAAGAUGAAGAAGCAUUCCACAUGUUCAUCUGUGAUCGUUUUGCUGACCUUGAUACCAACCAUGAUGGUAUUCUUUCCUAUGCUGAGAUGUUAAAGGAGCUCAAGUCUUUAAGGGUGUUCGAAACUCAUUACGGCAUUGACGUCAAACCCGAGCCAGGUGAGCUUGCUCAGGUUUACAACUCGCUGUUUGAGCUGUUUGAUCACGAUUCAAGCGGCACAAUCGAACUGGAAGAGUUUGAGGCAGAGACCAAGAGAAUGAUGCUGGCCAUGGCUAACGGGAUGGGAUUCUUGCCUGUUCAGAUGGUGUUGGAAGAAGACAGCUUCCUCAAGAAAGCUGUUGAACGUGAGACCAGUAAAGUGGUUGCUUAAUCUUAACUUUAAGCAUGCUGCAGUCAGCCUGAUGCAGUAACUAUAAUUGAGUUUGUUCAAGAGUUUAUAUGUUACUAAUUUUUUGUGUUCCUGCCUGUUGCUUCUCUUUUCUUUCCUUUUUCCUUUUUCUUUCUUUUUUGGGUGUAAUUUGAAUAAGCGAUUACAGCUACGGCUACGGAUGAUUUUCAUUGAAAAAGUUAAUACAAAAGUUAAGAGUUAUUCUA